Messenger RNA from Haliotis rufescens (red abalone), 2546 nucleotides. Its product is annotated as zinc finger protein 728-like. The record is from RefSeq and is a predicted model, not a curated record. Gene Ontology annotation, cellular component: nucleus. Lineage: Eukaryota; Metazoa; Mollusca; Gastropoda; Lepetellida; Haliotidae. The coding region runs from base 380 to 2164 and encodes 594 amino acids. The transcript is spliced from 2 exons.
UUCAUAUCACGUUUUGGAACACGUUUCUGUUUCUCGAUGUAACAGUGCGCCGCAACACGUCUGCAACAAAAUGGCUUCUCAGGUCGUCAAAAUGUGGAAAAUGCCAAUACAAUAGUUGAGGUCAUGCGUUCGGCAGUGAUGUGGUAAUGGAAGAUGAAUUUGGCAUUGUGAAGAGCACCUGUUCCAUUACCUGUGAUUUACAUGAGCAGCCAGUGAAAUUCUUGGCGCCGUCAAGUUACGUGGCGCCAUAUCCAUGAGACCUCGAUCCAGUUGAUAUUCAUAUGCUGGAAGCAGCCUGAACCUUAACCAUACCUCAGUGGAAGGUUUGGUCGAAUCAGGUUUUGCACUUUUUGUCAAUAGUUCAGUUUCCAUAGUAACAAUGGAACAUCCAGAUACAGGUGAAAUGGACCAGAAUAUCAACGUCAGUGAAUCUGAUGUUGCCCAUGCAAAUUAUUCUAGCUCCCACGUGUCCAAUAUCAUUUCACAGAUGAUCAAUGAUAGUGAACCUGAGGACACAGCAUCGUCGUCUGGUGGUGGCGGUGGUGAGGUUGAGACCGAGAUCAUUGAUGACACGGGUACCAAGUGUCAUGUGUGUACUGUCUGCCAGAAGAUCUUCUACAAGCCGUAUCUCCUUCGUGUUCAUAUGGUCAGUCAUACUGAUCUCAAGCCAUAUGAGUGUGACAUAUGCCAUAAAACAUUUCGGCACCCGUCAUCUUUGUCCAUCCAUAAAAAGAUGCACACAAGAGAAGGUCUCGUGACUUGUGAAAUCUGCGAGCAAUUGUUCACAAGUCCAUCGAAACUGCAGCAACAUAUGCAGAGCCACAUUGCCAAACCGAGAGCAAGACGUGAGAACGGGCUUAGCUCUCCCUCAGAAGCGACAGAACACUUAUCCGAAACUGAGAGACUUUCAGCUAUAAAAGCUUAUGGUGUCGAGUCUUUAUAUUCGAAUAUGUCAAGUGAAAAAAGUUUGGAACAGAAAAAACAACAUGAAUGUGAUGUUUGCCAAAAGGUUCUGUCGUCAGCUUCGAAUUUGAACAAACAUAAAAAGGUCCAUACAAGAGUAAAAAACAUGUGUACCCUUUGUGGCAUGACGUUUCCUUUCACGACUCAGUAUGACAUACACAUGAGGCAGCACAAGGGCCUGAAGACCCAGGAGUGUGAUGUGUGUGGGAAGUUGUUUCUAGAGCCCGGCAAACUGAGGAUUCAUAUGCGUGUUCACAAUGGCGACAAGCCGUACAGGUGCGAUGUUUGUGGCCAUGCUUUCUCACAGUCAGGUAGUCUGAAGUUUCAUAAACUCAAACAUACCGGGGAGAGUCCUUAUGCCUGUAAGCAUUGUGACAAGAUGUUUCGGACCCCGACUAGGCUGAAAGAACACGAGCGACUACAUACUGGAGAGAAGCCGUUCAGCUGCGAAGUUUGCUCCAAGUCUUUCAGGACAUCCAAGAUGCUCAGGAGCCAUAUCUUCACUCACGAGAAGGAGAGUAAGGCGAGUCAGGAUGAGUCCGUGUCAGGGUUGUGUAAUCCUGGUGAUGCAGCAGCAGGUAGUCCUGGGAACAGUUCUGCGGUCUUCGUGAUGGAGAGUUCAAAGGACACCCUGGCAUCAUCUGACCCUGGAGAGGAAUCGUUGAUGUCUGUGUCCGACUCUCAGUUGUCCUGCAGCCCUGCUGGGGACAUGAAGGGCUCGGCUGAUCAGCGACAGACAUCAUGGGAUAAUACGGAUGAUGGGAUGACGGGAUCUGAAGAAAAUACCGACGACGGGUUGUCGCAUGGUCCGAUGUCCGGGUCAUCAGAUCGACCAAACAUGACCAGUUCCGCAACGGAGAAGUUAUGGAGGUGCGACAUUUGUGACAGAGUGUUUACAUAUCUGUCCUACCUUGAGCGACACAAACUUGUUCAACACAGCGAUGGCAGGAAGUACUACUGUAAGCCCUGCGACAGGAUUUUUAAGUCGCUCAUGGCCUUCCAUGGCCACAAGUCUUUCCAUACUGGAGGAGGGAAAGCCAACUGUGAGGUUUGUGGGAUGGAGUUCUCCAACAGCCGGAGCUUGAACAACCACCGGAGGGUUCACACCAAGGAGGAGUAUACUUGCGGGGUGUGUGAGAUGAGCUUCGCUGAGGUGACAGAACUCCUGACUCACAUGGAGGAACAUGGCAGUUCCUCCUGAGCCAGGAAUAUGUGUUGAUGAAGUCAGUUUGCUGAUAAUGUUUCUUUGUUGUUUGUUUGUUUGUUGUUUAACGCCGCACUCAGCAAUAUUCCAGCUAUAUGACGGCGGUCUGUAAAAUAAUCGAGUCUGGACCAGACAAUCCAGUGAUCGACAUCAUGAGCAUCGAUCCACGCAAUUGGGAUUGAUGACAUGUAUCAACCAAGUCAGCGAGCCUGACCACCUGAUCCUGUUAGUCGCUUGUUUGCUGAUAAACAAUAGGAAAAUGAGUGAACCUGAUUACCGUAUUCGAUGUAAUAAGCACCCACUGCGAUAUUUUCUAAUAUAUUGGCUAGUGAACAAUCCCAAUUAGCACCCCUUCCGAUUGAUCAAUGUACACAGGACU